UACUGUAUCUUCUUAAUUCAUGAGACUAUAACAUUUUAAAUGAGGAGAAAUCGGGGAAGAAAUACGAGCCGAGUCUGAGAGACAUGCUUCCCUCCCAGCACCACGGACAGCUCCGAUACUGCUUUACCACAGAAAGGAAUUAGCAAGUGGAAUUGGAGGAGAGAUUUAGAAGAACUGAGGGAGGAUUCUUCGGGAGCACUAUUUGAUUCAGGAGAGAAUAAAAUGCAAAUACCAUCCAAGGACAAAGUAUUCCAGAUGGAGGUGACAGGGGGAAAGCUGAAAAGCCCUUGUUUCCACCCAGGAGUGAAGAACAAGAGAGAGAGUCCACUGAGCCCUGGAGAAGCUUCUGUCUGUUAGUUUUGCAGCCACCUUGGUGCUUCUGAGAAUAAAGACUGUGUUGUUUCUUCUUGCAUCUUGAUAUGCCUGCCUCGACAGAGACUGGACAAAGCACUGAGACAUUUCCGUCCUUGCCAAAAUAAGUGCUAAUUUGGUUUCAGUAUCGGGAGUUCUCAUUAGCCUUUCAGAGGAUGGCGAUUGCUGUUUGAGAUCCUGGCAGUGUGCCUUCCCCCUGGUGCCAUUACUUCUGUGCAGUUUCUCCAAGUGGCAGGUGAAGUGCCGAAUUUGGCAAAAGAGGCGGGAAAAAGGGACUUGGCUUCUCCACAGAACGAACCCCGACAUUUCCUGCCUGCCAAAGGGAGUGACCACCAUGCCCAUGAAACAUGUGAACAGCUCAGUCAGCUGAAGAGAUGUAAACACAGCAGAAGACAAGUGGAGUUUUCCAGGAUGUGGCAAUAACUGGGAGCUUCGUCAAACAAAGUUUGACUGAGAGAAGCUCUGCUUGUAUAGACUUUCUGGUAUUGAUGGAGUUUCUCCUCCAUCCCAAUGGAUUGGUGUUGCUCCUUUUAAGAACAUUCUUGAACAUUUUUUAAUUCCUGCUUUGCCAUUUUUUCCUCUUGGUUUAGAAACAAAUCUUUCCAGAAAGCAGCUUUGGAAUGGUGAGAAAAGCACCCCAUUCUAACAACUGAAAGCAAAGACUUAUGAACAUCUCCCACAUGCAAAUAGCUUGGUUUCUCCCCAACGGUGGAAACUACAGAACUAUGUAGGUUAAAAGAGGGGGCAACCUAUCUCUGUCAGAUCCAAUUUAAAUCUCCAUAUUGGGAACAACUGGACCACUGUUGCUAAGGUCCUACCGUCAUCCCUCCAGGACCUCCACGGUAAGGAGAGGCAGUGGAGACCAAUCCUCUAAGAUGUUCAUUUGGACAAGCGGCCGGGGCUCCUCAUCGUACAGACAUGAUGAGAGAAGAAAUAUUUACCAAAAAAUCAGGGAUCAUGAUCUACUGGACAAAAGGAAAACAGUCACCGCUCUGAAAGCAGGAGAAGACCGAGCCAUACUCCUUGGACUGACGAUGAUGGUGUGUUCCAUUAUGAUGUACUUCCUCCUGGGAAUCACACUGCUGAGAUCAUACCUGCAGAGUGUUUGGACGGAAGAGACACAGUGCACACUCCUCAAUGCCUCCAUCAUAGAAACCUUUAACUGCUCCGUCAGCUGUGGUCCAGACUGCAGAAAAAUGUCUCAGUACCCCUGCUUGCAGGUGUAUGUCAAUGUAUCGUCUUCAGGGCAGAAGUGCUUACUUUACCAUACAGAAGAGACGAUGAAAAUUAAUUCUGAGUGUUCCUAUAUACCCAAGUGCACCAACAGCUUUGAGGAAUCUCUGUCCCUUGUGAAUGUCGUCAUGGAGAACUUCAAGAAGUAUCAGCACUUUCCCUGUUUUUACGACCCAGACGGCGUUCAGAAGAAUGUGUUGCUAACCAAACUUUACAGUUCCAAUGUGCUAUUCCACUCCCUCUUCUGGCCAACGUGCAUGAUGAUAGGAGGAGUUGCCAUUGUUGCCAUGGUUAAGCUGACCCAAUACCUGUCCCUUCUCUGCGAGAGGAUCCAAAGGAUCAACAGAUAGAAUUCGUAGCUCGCUUCUGGGAUGGAUUUACAGCUGAAAUACUGUUUUUUUCAUUCUUCACCAAAGAACCUUAAGUUUGUAAUGUGUCCGUCUGUUCUAAGUUCCUUAUAUUUUUACGAAGUAGAGCAAUAACGAAAAAGGCUGUUCUAUAUGCAAACGUGAUGUUAUUAUUAUGCAGAUGAUGAGAAAAGGAAUCACCGUUUGCAUUGGCUGUCUACAUGAUCUUGAUUUAUGCUGCAGUUUAUUACUUCUUUUCUUUCUUGUUUUUCCUUCUUUUUCUACAGCCAAAUUAGGGCUCAGUGUGACCAUUUGCCAAGCCUUGUCAAUGAACGCAUCAACAUUUCAGUGCAAAUCCAUUUGGGAGGGAAUGUAUUCCAUUGCCAUGUAUGUUCAUGUGAACCACUUUAGUUCCACUUCAGCCCAGAGAGGACAGAAUGGAAGACAGAGGUCUGCAGUAAGGUAAGAGGAUCCAGUCUGCUGGCUGAAGUGGAACUAUGAUGGAAACAUAGGCCUUGGUCCAGAAAUCAAUUUUUGGAGUGGGAUUCUCUAGUUGCCUCCUCCAUUGAGGUCAAAGAGCAAGCAUAUAGGUGUAUGACUGCCGAAGAGACAUUGCUGCACACUCAGGCCCCAAUCCAUAGAAUGUCAGUCACCCUUAGGUCUCAUUAAAAUCUAUAGGAUAAUGGCUGGCUUUAAUGGGAUGUAAGCACAACUUUCCUUCUUUGGAUUAGGCCUUGACAUUCUGGAUCAAGGCAAUAGUCUUUAUGUUAGCCUCAUGCUCAGGGUUAAGCUGUCUAUUCUGGUGUUUUAGAUCUCUAGCAACACAUUUAUUUGCAAUACUUUUUACUCAUGGAUCAUUACCUACCAAAGCUACAGCCAAAAGAAAAACACAUACAAAUCCCACAAAUCUAUAAAUUUUGUCAACUCCUUUCAUUUUCUACUCCAACCUGAGCCCUGUUGGCAGAUAAUGGGACCAGAACACCUUACGUACAAAUUUAUUAUGUGCAUUUUUCUUGUAUUUGCUACCAUAUCACUGUAAAGAAGAACUAAAACAAAAACAAAAACACACAGCUAUUUUUUUCAUUUUUUACUUCCAACUAUUUUAGAUUUUUUUACUGGAUAUUUAAAAAAAAGAAUACUAGAGAAGAAGACAAAAAGGAAUAUAAUAACUAGUGGUGUAUUGUAAUAUGAAUAUGUUAUAUUUUAUUAUUUCUUUUAUUAACUGGAAAGUAAGCAGUAUCCUUCUUGUAUUUCGCACUGUUGAAGCCUAGGUAUAAUCAUAACCAAGAAGAGCAGUGCUGUAGUGGGGAGGGUCAUAUGCCUGCCAUUCAUGGUGGCAUUUCAGCACAGAUAAAUUUGGUUGGUACUUAGCUUGGAAAGCAUCCUCUACUUUGUGAGGUCCAUUAACGGAAUCUAAUAAUAUUAUUCCUAAAGAGGAUAUUUUUUAAAAAAAUAACACAAAGCAACUUUUCCUCUGAGAGCAAUUUAAAAACAACACCACCACUGAAAUUCAAAUGAGUCUGUACAUGCACUGCAAACCAUGAAGUGGAAUGGAAAAACCAGAAACACAUGUAUCAUUAUGUCUGUAUGGAGUCUUAAUGGUUAAGACUGCAUAACCACUCCUAGGUGGCUUUCCCUGCCCCAACUUUGGGCAUGCACUAGCUGCUACUUAAGUGUAGUCGGAGAAAAGAUGGAAGACACAAUGCCACAGCAAGGCAAGGAAUAACUACACCACUGGCCAAAGUUCCUGACAACUGUUAAGAAGGACAGAGAGAAGGGUAGGAUGGGUCUGAGAUUAGUCUAAUGUGGUUAGGUAGACAGAAGCAUCUCAUCAGGGUGUUGGUGGCCAAGGUCACUGAGAAGCAUCAAGUGGGCAGGAAGAACAAGGAAUAAUAGUGAGUUGAUGUGGCUAUGCAAAUGGGUGAUAGAGUUUCUGUUGGAGCCCAGUAAGUCAUGAUGAUAAAUGGGAGAGGGAAGGAAGGCCAUAACUUAUAUUACAUCUUUCUGCCCACCUUCUGCAUAACUACAAAUAAUAUUCACACUUUUCAUCAAUUAGAACUAUAAAGGCAACCUUAAGAAGUUCUUAUACUGAAGUUUGCUCAAAGGGCAAAUGGUGAGGUACUCUCCAGUCACUCCCUGCAAUUACCAUAGAAUAUUUUUAUGGGAUUACUUAUAGGUGUGUUGGAAGCAAAGGUUACUUAUUUGCCAAAUGGAGAAAGCACAUUUGAUCUGUCCAGUUCAUCCAUUUUCUGAAUACUUCCCCCCCCCCACCCCCAUGUAAUGUAACGUUGAACAAACUUUAUGGUGUUACAAGAUUCCAUGAACUGUGCAAGUGUUGUCUGAGCUGUGCAAAUGAGUCUGCAGCAGUGAAAUUAAUCUUUGGUCUUGUAAUCCAUAAUGCAACUUUUCUCAGGCAAAUAAAUUCCUGGGGCGUGUAAUCAGGACUUCAAAACUGUGUGAUUUGGUACAAAGAUUAUUCAAUUAAACCUUUGAAAUUUCAA
Hemicordylus capensis (graceful crag lizard) is the source of this 4453-nucleotide messenger RNA. Its product is annotated as calcium-activated potassium channel subunit beta-2. Gene Ontology annotation, cellular component: membrane; voltage-gated potassium channel complex. The transcript has 5 exons. Gene Ontology annotation, biological process: potassium ion transport; detection of calcium ion. NCBI's taxonomy places the organism in Eukaryota, Metazoa, Chordata, Lepidosauria, Squamata, Cordylidae. The record is from RefSeq and is a predicted model, not a curated record. The coding region runs from base 1248 to 1955 and encodes 235 amino acids. Gene Ontology annotation, molecular function: potassium channel regulator activity; calcium-activated potassium channel activity.